GACCUUCUGCUCACUCUACCGUGUCUCUCUGCAAGCAUGGGGACAGUGUUUCUGCCCUGGGCAUCUGCAGCACUCUUCCUGCUGGUCGUUGUGAGCAUUUUGGGGGACUGGGCACUGGAAGGAGCAUUGCAGCUUCAGAUUAUCAACUUUAAUUUUGAAGUUGUGCAGGUUACAUGGAAUGCAAGCAAAUUCUCUGGGACAAAUUUGACUUUCCUCUACAAAUUAAGCAGUGAUAAGACCAGUAGCCAAUGCUCCAACUAUAUUCUUCAACAAAGUCAUACUGCUGGAUGCCUCCUGGAGGCAAAAAAAGAUGAAAUUCUGUGCUUUUCCAUCAAGAAUGAAACACAUCUCCUUCUCACCAAGUGCCAAUGGAUCAGCGCUUACUUGAAACCCAGCUCCCCGAAAGACUUGAACUUCCAGUGGCAUCAGGAAGCCAUUACGGUGACCUGUUCUGAUCUGCCCUACAAGCGUCUCCUCUAUGAAAUCCAGUACAAGAGUAUGUUCGACACUGAGUGGCAAUCCAAGGAGGGAGAAACCUGCAAUGUUACAACAGAUGGCUUGGAUGCUGAGAAAUGUUAUUUCUUCCGGGCCAGAGUGAAAACAAUGGAGUCCAGCUAUGGCCCUGACACAUACCCGAGUGACUGGUCAGAGGUGACACACCAGCAGAGGGGGGAGCUGAGAGAUUCAUGCCAGGAGAAAAAGCUUUUCCCAAAAUUUAUUUUAAUUUCUGGCACGGUUGCCUUGCUGACCGUGUUCCUUCUUCUUCUGUCUUUAUGGAAAGUAUGGAGAGUUAAGAAGGUCCUCAUGCCCAUUGUGCCUGAUCCCAAAUUCACCUUCCCUGGACUCUUUGAAUCCCACCAGGGUAACUUCCAGGAGUGGAUCAAGGACACCCAGAACGUGGCCCACUUGAAUAAGAUGGAGGGUGCUGAGCAGGAGUGUGUCCUGGAAGAGGCCCUAGUUGUCCACCUGGUGAAGAAUGAGGCUGAGACGCCCAUCAUGAUGACCACCCCAUUGUGCCCACGGACAGAGGAGGAAGAGGCCUCCAGGGACCCCAGCCAGUUCCCUUGCCGGCCCCUGCAAGGUGGCGAGGUGGUCUCUCUUGGGGGCUUUACGUUUGUGAUGAGUGACAACUCAUACAUCAUGUUAUGAGGGGGUGCAAACUCAAAAGCCAACGGUGGGGUCUAUGUUGACGUUAUGGGAUCAAGGAGGAGCAUCUCGGGGACUCAACACCAUGGUAAAGGGAACAUGGACAUGGCCCGUGUCCAGAGGGGCUUGUCACUGAAGACCCCAAACCCGUGCACCCCCUGGGUCAGCUUUCAUCCCAUGGACAUUGCUACUCAAGGGCCCGAAGGCAGAUUCACCGUAGAUGGGGCACAGUGUGUUGGAGUGUUUCUUGCUUUCAGCUCACACCUCCUUGUGGCUGAUGUUUUCCCAUAAAUCGUGAGGAAGCAGGACCAGGGUGCCCUGAAACCAUCCUCCUCCAUGCACGUCACCCGUGCCCCAACCAACAUUUCCAUUCCCCGAACAGUUUCCCUGCUCUUUUGUACCCAGCAAGCAGAACUUGCUGCUCCUGGGUGGGAAAGGAAUCCUGCUUGGCAGAUGCCAACCAGCCACCCAGCUUCUGCUCUGAGACAGAAAAACACCCACUUUUCAAGCACGGGGGGGUGGUGGUGGUGGUGGGCGUUUUCUUCAGGAGACUCCAUUUUUCUUGGCGUCCACACUCAUGGCAUUUACUCCAGAGAUAGUGAACGUUACAAUGCCGUACGCGGUCACCCUAAGCAUCUUGCCCUUGAGGGCGGCUCACAUUUUAUUUUGUGAAUGAAAAUAAA
This is a messenger RNA of Callorhinus ursinus (northern fur seal), 1829 nucleotides long. RefSeq names its product cytokine receptor like factor 2 (gene CRLF2). Gene Ontology annotation, biological process: cytokine-mediated signaling pathway. Gene Ontology annotation, cellular component: external side of plasma membrane. The record is from RefSeq and is a predicted model, not a curated record. Gene Ontology annotation, molecular function: protein binding; cytokine receptor activity. Lineage: Eukaryota; Metazoa; Chordata; Mammalia; Carnivora; Otariidae.